Molecule: messenger RNA, 1787 nt
Organism: Paramecium octaurelia
Lineage: Eukaryota; Ciliophora; Oligohymenophorea; Peniculida; Parameciidae
Source: the annotation of a GenBank genome assembly
AUGUAAACAUUAUAGAAUAGAUUCUAAUACCUUGAGAAAGAUUUGUUAGGUCGUGGCUCAUUUGGUAGAGUUUACAAAGGUAAAGACACUCAAAGUGGAGAAGCUGUAGCCAUAAAAAGUAUUUCUGAGUCUAUAUAUGUUAGUUAUGGAUAUGAGUUUGUUUGAUGAUUAGUUUAUGAUUGAUGCUUUGCGUAAGGAAAUAGAAAUCAUGAAAAAACUCUAACAUCCAAAUAUUGUCAGACUUAUAGAAACUUUUGGUGAUGCAAAAUAAACAGUAAAGAUUAUUAGAUAACUUCUAAUAGGUAUUGAUUAUCGAACUUUGCGAUGGCGGUGACUUAAGACACUUUCUGAGCAGACAUGGAGGAAUGCUUGAAGAGGCUUUAGCUUAACAAGUGAUGCAAUAAUUGAUGCUUGGAUUCUAGGAGAUGAUAAAAGGAGGGUAUAUUCAUAGAGACAUCAAACCUGAGAAUUCCCUUAUUCACAAGAAUGUACAUAAGGUUGCUGACUUCGGAUUCGCAACCAAAGCCGAUAUUACAGGAAGACAACUAAUAAGAGAUUGCGUUGGAACUCCAAUUUACAUGGCACCCUAACUCCUUCAAAAUACUGCAUACACUGCAAAAUGUGACAUUUGGUCUAUUGGAGUGAUGGCUUAUGAGAUGCUCUAUGGUAGAUAGCCUUGGCCAUGCAGAGAUAUCAACUCAUAUCUGUUGAAUAUUAAAUCUUCUCCAUUAAAGUUCCCAAUUGAAAAAAAAGUCUCAGAAUAAUUCAAAGAUUUCAUUAAAAAGUGUUUAACUAUUGAUGAGAAUUAAAGAGUUGGAUGGAACGAAGUUUUCAAACAUGAAGUGCUUAAGAUUUCUCAAGAAGACAGAAAAUAUGUAAAAUACAUUUAUAAUGUAGGAUAACUUCUAAGUUGAUGAAGUGUCCAAACAAAUCCUAGCCAAUAUAUAAAAGAUUAUUUAAGCUAAGAAUUUAAAUGUAGAAUAACAAUUCAAGACAUUUGAUUAAGAUAAAGGUGGAUUUUUAGAUUUAAAUGAAUUUAAUAAUUUUGUUCAAGCUUUAGAUCCAAGAGUAACACAUAAAGAAGCUGAACAUUUAUUUAAACUAGUAGAUAAAAGUGGGGAUCAAAAAGUAAACAUUGAUGAGUUUAAAAAAUUAUUUUGUGAUUAUGAUUACUCUAAUUUGAAAGAUGUAGCUGAAAGACUUAUUGUUGAUCUAAAAGAAAUUAUCAAAGCCAAUAAUUUGAAAAUAGAGGACAUUUUCAAGAAUUUUGAUAAAGAUAGAUAAGGUGAUUUAGAUUAUGAAGAAUUCACUAAACUUUGUCAUAUUGUUGCUCCAGCAUUGAAAAAUGAAGAAGUUUUAGUAGUAUUUACAAAAUUUGAUAAAAAUAAUGAUAAAAAAAUCAGCUAUGAUGAAUUCAAGAGAGAACUGUCUUAUGGAACUGAUCAAGAUUCAUAAUUUAACCCAGCUAAAGAAAAAGCAAAUGUAUUUAUAUAAUUAAUUGUAGAAAAUACUUUCAGAAUUAGUGAGAAUUGUAAAAUAAAAUAAUUUAAAGGUUGAAUAAAUCUUCUAAAACUUUGAUAAAAAUAAGAAUUAAAAGCUUGAACUGGCUGAAUUUUAACAAUUAUGUAAAGUGAUGGAUAAUUCAUCGACACUUGAGGAGUCAAGUCUUGUUUUUAAGCUUGUUGACAAAAAUUAAGACAAUUUAGUAGACUUUUAAGAAUUUUCUGCAUUAUUCAAAUGAGAUAAACAUAAAAGAAUAAAUCAAAUACAUUUAUUGUUAACAAUCA